AUGGCUUUCAUCAAGACUCUGGGCACAUCUCUGAACGGUACCAUCCCUCAGAAAUACGGCAUCGUCAUGUUCCGCGCCUUUGAUACCACAGAUAUCACCGCACCGCUGGAAGUCCUGAAUUUCAUAGGCCUUCUGUAUAACACUGAAGUUGCUUUGAUAUCGGAGACGCUGGACCCCGUCUCAACCCAACCUCUGACAAUGAACCCAAAGAAUUCGUCUGUGUGGACCUCUUUCACCCCCACACAUACCUUUGAGACGGCCCCUGAAGUAGAUGUCCUGAUCGUGCCUGGUGGUCCUGGUGCACGGAAUCCGAACAUGACAGCCGUGUGGAACUACAUCGCAAAAGCGGCACCCAAGACUAAACACGUCCUCAACAUCUGCACAGGGUCUGGUGUUUCGGCGAAGGCUGGUAUCAUGAACGGGAGAAAGGCGACGACAAACAAGGCAGCAUGGACGACGAUCACCGCCUAUGGUCCGAACACGACCUGGGUGCCGAAGGCUCGUUGGGUAGAGGACUACUCGGCUGAGCCUCCGAUCUGGAGUUCGUCUGGCGUAACAUCUGGAUUCGAUAUGUUGCUUCAGUUUGUGGAGAAGAUCUACAGUCUGCAGAAUGCAACGUACAUCUCGAACCUCAUCGAGCAUGUCAGGAUCACCGACCCGAACAACGACCCUUUCGCUGUCAACAUCAAUGGAACAGCUGCCUGA
Didymosphaeria variabile is the source of this 705-nucleotide messenger RNA. RefSeq lists its product as uncharacterized. The transcript has 3 exons. Lineage: Eukaryota; Fungi; Ascomycota; Dothideomycetes; Pleosporales; Didymosphaeriaceae. The coding region runs from base 1 to 705 and encodes 234 amino acids. The record is from RefSeq and is a predicted model, not a curated record.